Molecule: messenger RNA, 1504 nt
Organism: Rhipicephalus sanguineus (brown dog tick)
Lineage: Eukaryota; Metazoa; Arthropoda; Arachnida; Ixodida; Ixodidae
Gene: DNApol-alpha50
Product: DNA primase small subunit
Exons: 10
Coding region: 204-1439 (411 amino acids)
Biological process (GO): DNA replication, synthesis of primer
Cellular component (GO): alpha DNA polymerase:primase complex
Source: RefSeq, a predicted model, not a curated record
AAGAUUACGCGCGCAAAUUUCUGGCGGGAGAUGCGCCUAUGGGAUUAUGCCGGUGAAUAACCUAAUGUCGAGGUAAAGUCGGUAAAGUGCUUACAGUGAUUGUAUUACCUUGUAGCACGCAGCUACUACUGGUCAGAUCAGUUUUCAAAACACACCCUGUUCUGCUAAGUCCGCUGAUUUUGUCGCGUAGCGUAGACACUGCGAUGGCACCUGUGAGUGGCGCCUACAAUCCAGAGUUUCUGGAUGAUUUCUUGCCGUUGUACUAUGGAAAGCUGUUCCCCAUCGACGCGUUUUACAAGUGGAUAACGUACUCGGACAAAUCAAGGGGUGGAAACCGUGAAAUAUCUUUCACUUUGCGGGACGAUGUUUACAUCAGGUUUCAGUCAUUUUCGAACAAGCAAGAGUUUCAAAAAGCGUUGAAGGACAAACGCCCGCACAAGAUUGAUAUUGGCGCGGUCUACAAUUACAAUCCAAAGAACCACCAUGAGCCUUCCUUUGGCCCUACUGAAAGGGAACUAGUGUUCGACAUCGAUAUGACAGAUUAUGACGACGUGCGAACGUGCUGCCAGGGGGCUGACAUAUGCAAAAGUUGCUGGGUCUUCAUGACUUUAGCCAUGCAAAUUUUGGACAGGGUGUUACGAGACGAUUUUGGCUUCAAGCACAUUCUUUGGGUCUAUUCAGGACGUCGUGGUGUGCAUUGUUGGGUGUGUGAUGCAAGAGCAAGAAGACUUCGAGCAGGAGCACGGGCAGCCAUUGCCAGUUAUAUCAGCCUGUUAAAGUCACAAUCUCAGAGCUCCAAGAAAGUAUCAUUAUUCAAAAGUCUGCAUCCAAGUGUGAGGGAAACAUUAAGGAUUGUGAAGGACUACUUUCCGGUGAUUGCCCUCCACAACCAGAAGGUGCUUGAGGGCAACAAGUUCUGGCAUGACGUGGUUAGCGCUUCCUCUGAUAACACUUUUAAGGAAGACAUUGAAAAGAACGUCUUGUCACAAGCGUCCUGUGAGAAGCGCUGGGAAGCUUUUAUUGCUGUGGUUGAAAAGGCACAGCAAAAGAGUACUAGAUAUCAGUUUAUUUUGGAAGAAGUAAUGCUUGAGCUAUGCUACCCAAGGCUUGAUGUGGCUGUUACGAAAGGCACUCAGCAUCUCUUGAAAGCACCGUUCUCUGUUCAUCCUAAGACUGGCCGAGUUUGUGUGCCCAUAGACAUAACGAAUGUCACAGACUUUGACCCUUUUACGGUGCCAACUGUCAGCCAACUCUGCAACGAAAUUGACGAGUAUGACGCCCAGCACAAAACCAUGGACGUUGGCAGUUCAGCUGUUCAGGAAUACAAGAAGACAGGCCUUGCGUCUAGUGUUUCAUUGUUUCAAAGCUUUGUGGACAAGGUUUGUCUCACAGAAGCAGAUGUAGUCGUUAAGAAAGUAGAUCAAUCAAUGGAGUUCUGAAGAUGCCAAGAGUGGAACUUUUUUAACUUAAACCUUAUUCAGUAUGUUUGUCCUCUGCAUUAAAC